AACUGCCAGAGGCAAUCAGCUCCGAAAAUACGUGUUCCCAUUGGCUAAUGAUGCACAGGCAGAGCAUUCUUUACGGUAAGGCCAAAGCCCCAUCCAACUUUGUCACGAAACCAAACACAAAACUCGGUUCAACGAGUCCCUCCCAAGUUAAAUCACGUCUUCUGAGAGCCAGAAAUCCAUCAACCAUCAUCAAAACUACGGCGCUGGAAGUUUCGGGAUUCCGCGGCGCAUUCGGGCACGUAGAGGCCCGAGUGGCGAUGGGAAACCUAGGAGAAUUGUCCGAAGAGGACGACGACGACGUGUGUCCCGUUGAAUGUGUUAGAGAGUUUAGGACUGACGAGGAGUUCAGCAAAAUUCUUGAAAGGGCUAGAGAAAGUGGUGCUUUGGUUGUAGUGGAUUUUUAUCGGACUUCGUGUGGGAGCUGCAAGUACAUAGAGCAAGGGUUUUCAAAGUUGUGCAAGGGAGCUGGCGAUGGAGAAGCUGCUGUUAUCUUCUUAAAGCAUAAUGUAAUUGAUGAGUACGAUGAACAAUCCGAGGUUGCUGAUCGACUUAGAAUUAAGACGGUGCCCCUCUUCCAUUUCUAUAAAGACGGAGUCCUUUUGGAAGCAUUCCCUACCAGAGACAAAGAGAGGAUCACUGCAGCCAUUAGUAAAUACACAACUCCAGCUUCUCAAGAAGUUUGAGCAAAUCAAUGAGUUUUUGUCUACAGACUUAUGAUAUCUGUAAAUAAUGUAACAGCAAUCGCUCCACAGAUAUGUAGUAUAUACAUGUUGUGACAUGUUGAGUUCCAAUCAUGUCACAUUCUUGAUUAGCUUCUCACACGCGCUCUUAUUUUUCUUAAACUACAAAUUGGUGCUCAAGGGUUCUUUGCUAUUUUUGCACCUUGUGGUAUAUAUUAUUAAAGCAUUUGCUAGUGU
Messenger RNA from Malus domestica (apple), 917 nucleotides. RefSeq names its product thioredoxin-like 4, chloroplastic. Gene Ontology annotation, cellular component: chloroplast. The record is from RefSeq and is a predicted model, not a curated record. Lineage: Eukaryota; Viridiplantae; Streptophyta; Magnoliopsida; Rosales; Rosaceae.